AUGGCGACAAGCCUCGUUCUUGGCGGCGCACGACUGUCCUCAGAGCUUCCGCUCCAGAUCGAGCCCGUCAGUAUGACAUUCCGUGGCGGAACCGUCUCAUCCCCGCCACCUCAUGCGGAGGCGCAAAUUGCAGAGUUGAUUUUCGGCGCUCAAAUUUGUGAGCAUGCGCAAGGCGUAACACGUCCGUGCGUUUGCAAAUGCGAUUCGCUUCUCGGAUCGGCGUCACCCAACACAGCCGCCCCGAACGCCGCUGCUCCACCUCGACCAUCAUCGCUCGUCUCCGUCCACCAUCCACCACGGCAAACACUGCACACUUUGUCUGGACACGUCCUACUCGAAGUAUCGCGCCUAUUGCCAUCAAAUCGCAGCAUCACUUUCCUCACCCGCAACGACUGCACCAUCAUCGCCAGCAGCACGCUACCACCGAUAGAAACAACACAAGCGACAGCCGAACGGUUCUACGGUAGCGCCCCCGACUCGAGUCUCUGA
Molecule: messenger RNA, 489 nt
Organism: Moesziomyces antarcticus
Lineage: Eukaryota; Fungi; Basidiomycota; Ustilaginomycetes; Ustilaginales; Ustilaginaceae
Exons: 3
Coding region: 1-489 (162 amino acids)
Source: RefSeq, a predicted model, not a curated record